AGAGUGGUGGACCCAAGAAGGCUUCAGUAAGUGCAUAUAUAAGAACAUAAGACAUCGAAGCAGAGCAGCACAGAGCUUCCAUAACAAGCCAAAGUGCAGAACAGAUUAGUAGAUCUAUAAUAGAGAAAACAAAUCUAUUUUUCUCAAAUCAAAGUCAGGAUAAGAAUGAGUUGGUGGGGAGUGAAGGGAGGAGGAUGGGGAAUGGUGGAAGAAGUUUGGAGAAAAGGUCCAUGGACCGCCGAAGAAGACCGUCUCUUGAUCGAAUACGUUCGUGUUCACGGUGAAGGUCGUUGGAACUCUGUUGCCAGACUCGCAGGAUUGAAGAGGAAUGGUAAAAGCUGCAGACUAAGGUGGGUGAAUUACCUUAGACCUGACCUCAAGAGAGGACAGAUCACUCCUCAUGAAGAAAGUAUAAUACUUAAUCUCCACGCUAAGUGGGGAAACAGGUGGUCAACAAUUGCACGUAGUUUACCGGGAAGAACAGACAAUGAGAUCAAGAACUAUUGGAGAACCCAUUUCAAGAAAAAGGCAAAGCCAGCGACUAACAAUGAGGAGAAAACUAAGAAUCGUCUCCUUAAAAGACAACAAUUCAAGCAACAGAGAGAAUUAGAGUUGCAACAAGAACAACAGUUGUUUCAGUUCGACCAACUCGAUAUGAAAAAGAUUAUCGCUUUACUCGAAGACAACAAUAGUAGUAGCAGCAGCGAUGGCGGCAGCAAUGUGUUCUAUGCUCCUCAUCAAAUAACACAUUCAUCAAAACCCUUAGGCUAUAAUAACCCUAAUUCGUUAGAAGAGCAGUUACAAGGUAGGUUUGCUCCAGUAAACAUACCUGACGCUAAUACUAUGAACGAAGACAAUGCGAUAUGGGACGGGUUUUGGAACAUGGAUGGUGUGGAUGGACAUGGUGGAAACUUGAGUGCUGUAGCUGCAACUGCUGCUUGUGGGCCAAGGAAGCCCUAUUUCCAUAACUUGGUGAUUCCAUUUUGUUAACUAUGGUCGACUUGUGGGAUUUCUUUUUUCUUUUUUUCUGUCUUAAGAUUUUGGUUGAUAACUAGUUUAUAACGCUAUGAGCCUAUUAAGUAUCUUGUGAUGAACUUUGUGUGUGUGUGUGAUGUAAAAAGGACUACUGUAAGUAUUCAUCCGGCUCUCGAACUCCGCCUUUAUUUGUUUUGCGGUGUCUCUUCUUCUUUCAUGUUGAUGUUUUUUUAUUUUUCUUCUCAGCUCCAUAAUAAAUUUUGUAUCUAGUAUUA
This is a messenger RNA of Camelina sativa (false flax), 1250 nucleotides long. RefSeq lists its product as uncharacterized. Gene Ontology annotation, molecular function: sequence-specific DNA binding; DNA-binding transcription factor activity. The record is from RefSeq and is a predicted model, not a curated record. Lineage: Eukaryota; Viridiplantae; Streptophyta; Magnoliopsida; Brassicales; Brassicaceae. Gene Ontology annotation, cellular component: nucleus. Gene Ontology annotation, biological process: regulation of DNA-templated transcription.